UUCAUCUUGCAGUAAACAAUUCAACUCUGUCGCACUGUGUUUGUGAAACAUUUCCAAUGGAUUUGUUGUUUGUUUUACAGGCAAACUUUUGGCCUAUAUUCUUUGUCACUGCUGUUUUCUUUUUCAUAUGGAAGAGCCGCAGUAAAGAUCACCUUAAGUUUGGGCGGCUGCCUCCAGGACCCGCUCCUUCACUUGUGGUUGGGAAUUUUUUCCAGGUUCGUGUAAAGGAACCUUACAAGUAUUACCUUGAGCUUAGUAAAAAAUAUGGCCCUGUUUUCACCCUUUGGUUUGCCAACACACCUGUUGUGGUGAUCUCUGGAUACCAAGCCCUGAAAGACUCCUUCAUUGGCAUGGGUAAUGCAUUUAGUGGAAGGGCAAACUACCCCCUCUUAAUGCGUGCCACAAAUGGAUAUGGUCCUUUAGUUAGCAGUGGGGAAAGAUGGAAGCAGCUUCGGCAGUUCUGUCUGUCAAACCUGAGGAACUUUGGGAUGGGUCACCGUAGCAGUGAGGACAAGGUGAAGAAGGAAGCAAGCUGUCUCGUGCAGACUUUUAGUACAUUUGGAGACUCUGCUUUCAAUCCAAGACACUUGAUAGAUAAAGCAGUGUGCAAUGUGAUCUGCUCAAUCAUAUUUGGCCAAAGAUUUGAAUCUGAUGACCCACAGUUGAAAUUUAUGUUAGAAGUGAUUGAUGAGUACUUCAAGAUUUUAAACACUCCACUUGGACAGGCCUAUAAUAUUUUUCCCAAGAUUGUAGGUCUUUUUUCUGGACAGCUCCAUGACUUGUUUUCAAAAAUGGAAAAGCUUAAAGGCAUUUUUAAACUUGAAGCAGAGGCUCGGAUGAAGACACUGGAUCCUUCUUCAAAUCCUAAAGAUUUAAUCGAGGCUUUCCUUUUACAAAUGGAAAAGGAGAAACACAAACCCAGUACAGAAUUUCAUCUCAAUAACUUGUUGAGCACAACAUGGACAAUGUUUAGUGCUGGCAUUGAGACUACUACUUCUACAAUCAGGCAGAGCCUGUUGUUAAUGAUGAAACAUCCAGAAAUCCAAGCACGAGUCCAGAGGGAGAUUGAUGAGGUGGUGGGGCGAGACCGAUGGCCUUCCAUUGAUGACAGACAGAACAUGCCAUAUACAGAUGCAGUCAUUCAUGAAGUUCAGCGCAGCAUGGAUAUUGCUCCUACUGCUGUUCCACAUAAGAUUUUUUAUGAUACAGAGUUUAUGAACUAUCUCAUACCCAAGGGAACUGUUAUACUUCCCUUGUUGUCUUCUGUGCUUUUUGACCCUGAACUAUGGAAGAACCCUGACAAUUUUGACCCAGAGAACUUUUUGGAUGAAGAGGGAAAAUUCAAACGAACUGAUGCAUUUGUUGUGUUUGGAAUAGGAAAGCGGGCCUGUUUGGGUGAAUCUCUGGCCAGAGUUGAACUCUUUAUCAUGUUCACCUCCCUCCUACAGCACUUCACCUUUAGGGCCACUCAGCCGCUGGAGGAGAUCGAGACCACUCCUGUCAUUUGCAGCUUUGGCCGAAUACCUCGUUCGUAUGACUGCUAUGCUGUGCAUAGGAAAUAAACAACUGUUUUCUUUUGGAUAACAACUUGAUUAUUAUAUUAGCCUAUUAUACAGUUGCAAAAAUAUACAAAUAUCAAGAAAAUAAUAGAAUGUAAAGGGAUAUAACCUCUUUUGAACA
Clarias gariepinus (North African catfish) is the source of this 1680-nucleotide messenger RNA. RefSeq names its product cytochrome P450 2M1-like. The coding region runs from base 57 to 1562 and encodes 501 amino acids. Gene Ontology annotation, cellular component: intracellular membrane-bounded organelle; cytoplasm. The record is from RefSeq and is a predicted model, not a curated record. Gene Ontology annotation, molecular function: heme binding; oxidoreductase activity, acting on paired donors, with incorporation or reduction of molecular oxygen, reduced flavin or flavoprotein as one donor, and incorporation of one atom of oxygen; iron ion binding. Lineage: Eukaryota; Metazoa; Chordata; Actinopteri; Siluriformes; Clariidae. Gene Ontology annotation, biological process: xenobiotic metabolic process. The transcript has 9 exons.